AUGGUUCCACCGGACCUAGACCAGUCAGCGGCUUCAACCUUUGUUCCAUCGUUUGCUAAACCUUCUGGUUUUGUCGUGCCUCCUCCUAUGUCCUCGAGUGACAUUUUAUUCGCUUGUCUGCAAUCGUUUACUGCUGUGUGCAGGUCAUGGUGUCAGAUUUCUUCACAGAUCUGCUCCAUUGUUUCUGCUCCGAUUAACUCAUCAAUGUUCUUCGUCGAGCCUCCAAUCGUCGGAGCUCAAGCCAAAUUUGUUGGUGCUUCUUCUGCUUUGGUAUGUUCAUGUUUCUUACCCUCUACUUCAGUAUGUGGUUGGGUUUGCAAAGAUGUGGUAGAACCGGUCUUAUUGGAUUCGAGAAUCUUUGUUUUAUUUUCGAUUAUUUCGGUUGAUCUUGGCUCUUGUAAUGAGUCUUUGGCUGAUCUGGUUCUGAGUUUACGCUAA
Arabis nemorensis is the source of this 438-nucleotide messenger RNA. The record is from the annotation of a GenBank genome assembly. NCBI's taxonomy places the organism in Eukaryota, Viridiplantae, Streptophyta, Magnoliopsida, Brassicales, Brassicaceae.